Molecule: messenger RNA, 1692 nt
Organism: Dermacentor silvarum
Lineage: Eukaryota; Metazoa; Arthropoda; Arachnida; Ixodida; Ixodidae
Product: telomerase Cajal body protein 1
Exons: 10
Coding region: 275-1564 (429 amino acids)
Biological process (GO): Cajal body organization
Cellular component (GO): Cajal body
Molecular function (GO): protein binding; RNA binding
Source: RefSeq, a predicted model, not a curated record
GAAAUUUGGUAGUUUGCGUCAGGAUACACGCCAUGCUGAAGUUUAGCCAUGCUGGAUGUGUACCUUCGUAAAAAAAUACUUGGCGGUCCUUUCCGAAGAAGUGUGGAUGUGAUGAUUGGCUGCAGCAGCGAAUUCAUUAGGCUCGUGAGUGUAUCGAGUGAGCAGCGCGAGUUUUACGAGAUGCCGAGGAUACCCUAGUGCACAAGCGCGGAAAUCUUGUGCGUGUACGUCGAGAGGUGGACAAUUAUUAAUCCCUUCGUUACGAAAGUCCUUGAUGAACAGAAGCAUGGCUGAUGAACCCUUGGUGAUGGAGGAGACAGCUCCCACGGACCUUGUUGAUAACUCGGACUGCGAGUUGUUUACGAGUGAGAGCCCGGAAGAUGACGUUAAUACCCGUCUGACCGACACAGUUGUAACAUCAUUCAACUACUGCAUAAAGCCCGUUCAAGUGUGCGGUGCGUGGAAAUCAUUUGCUAAGUCCAUCACACGGGGUUGUAAAUGGUCUCCUGAUGGGUCAUGCAUUUUAACAAACAGCGACGAUUGCUGUCUGCGGAUUUUCAACCUUCCUGCGGUCCUGUGCCAACAGCAGGUUGACUGGAAUGAAGUGGAAGAGAUGGUUCCUGUGCUCAAGUGCAGUGAAAGUGGCCUGAUAUAUGACUAUGCUUGGUUCCCUGGCAUGAGUUCCUCUGAUCCGGCAACUUGUUGCUUUGCAAGCACAAGUACAAGAAAUCCUGUCCACUUAUGGGAUGCAUACACAGCCGAGUUACGGUGCUCUUACAGGUCAUAUAAUCACCUGGAUGAGCCCGUGGCAGCGCACAGUAUAGCAUUUGACAUGUUUGGUGAGAGGCUGUACUGCGGCUUUGACAAGAUGGUGCGAGUAUUCGACGUGGCCAGACCGGGGAGAUGUUUCGAAGAGCGUCCAACAAAUGUGAAGAAGAUGGGUCAACCUGGCAUCAUUAGUUGUUUUGCGUUCAGCCCACUUGGUGUCUAUGCCGCUGGCUCCUACUGUAAGACAGUGGCUGUCUACAGUGAAUCUGAUGGGGCCCUGCAGUUCAUCUUGUCUGGCCACCAUGGAGGUGUGACUCAUUUGAACUUCUCGCCUGACGGACAGCUGCUGUACAGCGGGGGCAGAAAGGACACAGAGAUUCUCUGCUGGGACCUGCGUAAUCUGGGCAAGGUGUUGUACUGCAUGAAAAGGACUGUGACGACUCACCAGCGCAUGUACUUCGAGCUUUCCCGGUGCGGAAACUACCUUAUUUCAGGGAACAGUAAUGGCAUCGUCACUGCUUGGGAUCUUAAAGUUGAGCCGUUAGAGCUUGAGGACUGUGAGCCCCUCAAGAAACCAGGCCUUUUCUUCAAGGCUCAUGACGACUGCGUAAAUGGUAUCAGCCUCCAUCCAACAUUACCAGUCUAUGCCACAACCUCGGGGCAGAGGAAAUUUCCGGAGCUUUCAGAUGACGACAGUGACAGUCUCUUUACAUUCAACGAUUCAGACAAAGUGGACAAUUCUCUGAGACUUUGGCUUAUAGAUGACAGACCACAGAAUGUUGAACAGUUGUCAUAACUAUUCUGUCAUUCACAGACCUGGUUUCAAUGCGCCUUGAGCCCUGGUUUAUGUUUUAAUGUCUGUGCCUGUAUAUAUUGUCACUGUACAUAGGAAGUUUUGUACAAUAAAUGGCAUUUGAUUGUUGA